Messenger RNA from Trichoderma asperellum CBS 433.97, 1153 nucleotides. RefSeq lists its product as uncharacterized. Lineage: Eukaryota; Fungi; Ascomycota; Sordariomycetes; Hypocreales; Hypocreaceae. The record is from RefSeq and is a predicted model, not a curated record. Gene Ontology annotation, biological process: glyceraldehyde-3-phosphate biosynthetic process; gluconeogenesis; glycolytic process. Gene Ontology annotation, molecular function: triose-phosphate isomerase activity. Gene Ontology annotation, cellular component: cytosol.
GUUUGGAUGAUCGGGCAUUGCUAUUGCUUAUUUCAGAAAUUAUCAGUGUUCAAUUAGCAAACCCAUUCAGUCGUUGCCUCGCUUCCGGAAAUGGCGAACUCAGUACCGCGGCGCCGUCUCGUCGGCCUCUCUACCAAAAUGUACUUUUCUCUUCAGCGAACAAGAGACUUUGCAGAUAGCUUCAUAUCGAAACUCUCAGAUAUACCUCAAGAGCUCUUAUCCAGCAUUGACAUAUUUAUUAUCCCCGACUUCAUUUCUCUCACAAACACAAUCGCUCAGCUGGAAUCAAGUCCUGUCCCCGUUUGGAUUGGUGCUCAAGAUUGCCAUUGGGAGGACCAGGGAGCUUUUACUGGAGAAGUCAGCCCCUCUGUGCUAAGUAGCGCAGGCGUUAAGCUCGUGGAAAUCGGGCAUGCUGAACGAAGGAGGAUUUUUGGUGAGGAUGAUACCAUCGUGGCAAAGAAGGCAGCUGCGGCGAGUCGCAAUGGCAUGAUACCAUUAGCGUGCAUUGGAGAAAGGACGCAAGGUGAUGUGCAUGUUGCCGUGGAUGAGUGCCGUGUGCAAGUUGAGGCCAUCAUGAGUUCUGUACCCGAUGAAGCAGAAGUUAUUUUGGCCUAUGAGCCUGUCUGGGCGAUUGGAGCAAGCCAGCCAGCUGGAGAGACGCACAUUCUCAAUGUCGUUUCUGGAAUUCGAGGCCUAGAUUCUGUUCAAAAGAGAACGGGGGCAAUGAGGGUGCUGUAUGGAGGUAGUGCUGGGCCAGGACUAUAUGAAAAAUUGAAGGGCGGGCUGGACGGGUUGUUUCUGGGAAGAUUUGGACACGACCCGCAGCAGUUUGUCAGGACGAUCCGGGAGGUUGCUGAGGCAUGAUUUGGGACAAAAUACUAUCUUGUUUAAACAACGCUGGCUAGGAGAGUUGACAAAUUCAGAUCAAACAAGGCCGCCUACAGAAUAUAGCGUAACGACCUGAGUGGCAUUGGCCAGGCGCUACAGCUACCCCAUCGACCUUAUCCAGAGUUGCAUCACUAGGGCAUGGCACAUGUAGCUAUCGGGCUGGACAUGAUAGCUACAUGUAUUAAGAAACCAGGCAAGGCAAUUGCCGUCAACAGACUUGACGCCUGGCCGCGGCUAAUAGGGCUAGGACUAGUUGAUUGUCCGC